Colletotrichum truncatum is the source of this 711-nucleotide messenger RNA. RefSeq lists its product as uncharacterized. The record is from RefSeq and is a predicted model, not a curated record. Lineage: Eukaryota; Fungi; Ascomycota; Sordariomycetes; Glomerellales; Glomerellaceae.
AUGUCAUCCACCGCGCCUCGCGUCCCUCGCGCCCCGACAAGGCUCGCCGCCUCGGUUACAAGGCCAAGCAGGGCUACGUUAUCUACCGUGUCCGCGUCCGCCGUGGAGGCCGCAAGAAGCCCGUUGCCAAGGGUGCCACCUUCGGCAAGCCCACCAACCAGGGUGUCAACCAGCUCAAGUACCAGCGCUCCCUCAAGGCCACCGCCGAGGAGCGUGUCGGCCGCCGCUGCGCCAACUUGCGCGUCCUCAACUCGUACUGGGUUAACCAGGACUCCACCUACAAGUACUACGAGAUCAUCCUCGUCGACCCCCAGCACAAGGCCAUCCGCACCGAUGCCCGCAUCAACUGGAUCGUCAACCCCGUCCACAAGCACCGCGAGGCUCGCGGUCUCACCGCCACCGGCAAGAAGUCCCGCGGUCUCAACAAGGGCCACCGCUACAACAAGACCAAGGCCGGCCGCAGAAAGACCUGGAAGCGCCACAACACCCUCUCCCUGUGGCGCUACCGGUAAACAGCUACAGCCCCCUGAAAAGGCUGCUGUCGUUGCUACUGCUCCUCCCCCUGUCUCUAGGGACGAAGAAAAGGCGGCCGUAUCAUCUGCUACCGCUGCCAGGUUUGGUGUUCGAGGACACGGUUCUUGGGUUGUACUCGGGUUUGCUGCGCUUCUGCGCAACUUUCUUGAUAUCAUGCGCUGGAAUGCUCUGGUCUGA